AUGGCUCUGUUGAAAUGUGGCUGGCUCUGGAGACAGAGUUCUAUUCUGCGACGCUGGAAAAGGAACUGGUUCGUGCUGUGGGCGGAUGGCAGCCUCGUCUACUACCAAGAUGAUACCGGCCGUGAAAUGGACGGAAGAAUUAACAUUAGAUCCAACUGUCGAGACGUCAGGACAGGCCGUGAAUGCCGGGAUAUCCAGCCUCCGGAAGGGAAAACCCGGGAGUGCCUGAUGUGCGUUGUGCAAAGAGAUGGGCCCAAGACCAUGCUGUGCGCUGAGAGCGAAGACGAUGCGUUAGCCUGGAAGAUGGCCAUUUUGGAAGCGAAAGCAACCCAGGUUCACCUCUACGACCCUUACGACGACUACUACCAAACGGUACCCCUGGACUCGUACCAGGCGAUGUACGUCAGCUCGGAUUAUCACGGCAACCCGUAUAUCGCCCCUGGAACGACGCACGUCAUCAUCCGCGAAGACCCCCACCGCGUUUCCGGAGAUCAGAUGGCCCUGGGCCUCCUCGCCGGAGCGGCCACGGGGGCCGCUCUGGGCUCGUUCAUGUGGAUGCCUUGUUGGUUCUGA
Molecule: messenger RNA, 573 nt
Organism: Protobothrops mucrosquamatus (brown spotted pit viper)
Lineage: Eukaryota; Metazoa; Chordata; Lepidosauria; Squamata; Viperidae
Gene: PLEKHB1
Product: pleckstrin homology domain containing B1
Exons: 6
Coding region: 1-573 (190 amino acids)
Biological process (GO): regulation of cell differentiation
Cellular component (GO): membrane
Source: RefSeq, a predicted model, not a curated record